AUGAUAUCAAAUGAACACGAUCUAACUACAAGUGAAUUCUUGUUUACAAACGAACACAUCCCGGUGGAAAACACAAAACCGUUUUCCCAGUUUUUCUUCACACAAGUAUCGUGUUCAGACAUUUGACAUCCAUUGCUGCCAACAUGAAAACUACAAACUGUGAAAUCCGUGCGUGACAGCGAAUGAGCUGACUCUCGGUAGCAGAAUCCUUCUAUAGUGUUUACAAAAAUUUAAAACGGUCCGAAAACCAAUCAAACGAUGCCUUCCAGCCGACUUCAUCGGAUAUUUCUGUACAGCUUUGCCAUCUGCCUGUUCGGAACCUUUGUGACAAUCGCCGCCAAAAUCUUCCCAAUCGCGAAUCUACCCACGAGUACCAAUGUCAUCAUUAUCGGCACAUGUAUGGCUAAUUUGAUUUCCGUGGUGGCGUUGAUAAUUGGAAUCGUGGCGAAACGACCGGAGCUGGUGAAAGCCGUUAAAAUAUUCAGCUGGGUGCAACUGGGCGCCAUCUGUUUCCUCAUCUGUCUGGCGCUGUUUCUGCUGUACGUGGUCAAGGUGGAUGUGGAGCACUACGACGAGCGGGUGAAGCCGGAACUGUGAGCACGGGCAGGAUUUUUAAGUGCGGUGUCAUUAUCCGCGGUUGUUCUGAUCGAGACGAUAGUCAACGCGUGACUGCAGUUUCAAUUAGUGACGCUAUAAACAGAGUCUAGAAACUGUGAUUCAUGUCUCUAUCCAUUAUACCCAGUUAGAAUACGGAAGUUAACCAAAUCGUGCGUGUGUAGAUACCUUUGUGAAGCAUCCCACUAUGUGAUUCAACCGAAUUUAUUAUAAAGUUUGCAUGCAUUUGACUUUAUUGACUCAACCUAAACCAAUAUACUCAUUUU
Molecule: messenger RNA, 881 nt
Organism: Armigeres subalbatus
Lineage: Eukaryota; Metazoa; Arthropoda; Insecta; Diptera; Culicidae
Exons: 3
Coding region: 259-597 (112 amino acids)
Source: RefSeq, a predicted model, not a curated record